AUGACUUCGUACAUUGACUUCAGCAAGCCCAGUCUGUGGGUGUCUGCGGCGAGUAUCGUGUUCAACCCUACAUUCUGGAAGUCAGAGUACCACAAUAAAGUUAUCACAAAGCUCUUCGGUGGUAAUCCUCGACUUGGAUGCUACGCGCUCGCCGUAACCAUCUUCUCGCUGGGAAUCUUCCGAGACUACCUUUACAAUGAAGCCCUCGCCGAUCAACCCACGCAUCCAACCCUCCUCUCUCCCGCCAUCAAGUACUCCGCCAUCCCUCUCUUCGCCAUGGGAAACACCCUUGUCCUGACCUCCAUGUGGGCCCUAGGUGUCACCGGAACCUACCUCGGAGACUACUUCGGCAUCCUCAUGGACGAACCCGUAACAACCUUCCCCUUCAACGUCUCCAGCUCGCCCAUGUACCACGGCUCGGCCAUGUCCUUCUUGGCCACAGCUAUCUGGUACGGAAAGCCAGCUGGUAUCUUCCUUACCGCAAUCGUCCACACCGCAUACUCGAUUGCGUGCAGGUGGGAGGACCCGUUCACUGGUAUGAUCUACCAGAAGCGCGAGGAAGAGAGGGCCAAGGGAAAGAAGGGCUUGUAG
Molecule: messenger RNA, 591 nt
Organism: Alternaria rosae
Lineage: Eukaryota; Fungi; Ascomycota; Dothideomycetes; Pleosporales; Pleosporaceae
Product: phospholipid methyltransferase-domain-containing protein
Exons: 4
Coding region: 1-591 (196 amino acids)
Biological process (GO): phosphatidylcholine biosynthetic process
Molecular function (GO): S-adenosylmethionine-dependent methyltransferase activity
Source: RefSeq, a predicted model, not a curated record